GCCAGUCCCGGACGGCCACUGCCAGCUGCGAGUCCGGGGACAGCGCGGUCUAGUGUGGGACAGCCGGCCGAAGGGUCCGGCAGCGGCAAACGAGUAUCCUGGCGGCCAAAAAAAUGCUCCUGUACCGAGGGGCCCCCGCGGGCCCUGGCGCUCAGGGCGGCGGACUGGCCCGAGUGGGCAGUGUCCCGCAGGCCUUUGGGAUUCGCCUGAGCACGAUGAGCCCCCGCUAUCUCCAGAGCAACUCCAGCAGUCACACGCGACCCUUCAGUGCCACCGCGGAGCUGCUAGAUAAUGCUGUAGACCCAGAUGUAUCUGCCAGGACAGUCUUUAUAGAUGUUGAGGAGGUCAAGAAUAAACCUUGUUUGACAUUUACUGAUGAUGGAUGUGGGAUGACACCUCACAAACUCCACCGAAUGCUCAGCUUUGGCUUUACAGAUAAAGUAAUAAAGAAGAGCCAGUGUCCCAUCGGGGUCUUUGGUAAUGGUUUCAAGUCGGGCUCCAUGCGCCUAGGAAAAGAUACUCUUGUCUUCACCAAGAAUGGGGUUACCCUCACUGUUGGACUUCUGUCACAGACCUACCUGGAGUGUAUCCAGGCCCAGGCAGUUAUUGUACCAAUUGUACCAUUCAGCCAGCAAAGCAAAAAAAUGGUUGUUACUGAAGAUUCUUUGCCCAGCCUAGAAGCCAUCUUGAACUAUUCAAUUUUCAACAGUGAAAAAGACCUGCUAUCCCAGUUCGAUGCCAUUCCAGGCAAAAAAGGCACCCGUGUUUUCAUUUGGAAUGUCCGGAGAAACAAAGAUGGAAAGUCUGAGCUGGACUUUGAUACAGAUCAAUAUGAUAUCCUAGUAUCAGACUUCGAUGCUGAAGAAAAGGAGAUUGGUGGUGUUCCCUCCAAAACGCCAGAAACAGAGUAUUCCCUACGGGUGAGUGAGAAUAGUCCUUCAGCCGUGAGAAGUACGAUUUCCUAUAAUGUGAAAAUAUCGUAUAACAGAAUUGAAGCACAGGUGUGUAGAGAUGAUACUCUGCUGGGAUAUCUUUUCACCGUCUACGCUAAAGCAGUUCGUGAAUAUAGCUACUUCCAUCUCGGAAUGUCUCAGAAUAAGCAGGUGAAAAUCACUUUUGGAUUCUCUUGCAAAUACCAUAACCAGUUUGGAGUAAUGAUGUAUCAUAACAACCGCCUUAUUAAGGCCUUUGAGAAGGUGGGCUGCCAGUUAAAGCCAACUUGUGGAGAAGGUGUGGGAGUAAUUGGAGUCAUUGAGUGCAAUUUCCUAAAACCUGCCUACAACAAACAAGACUUUGAGUAUACCAAGGAGUACCGGUCGACAAUAAAUGCGCUUGCUCAGAAGCUCAAUGCUUAUUGGAAGGAAAAAACAUCUCAAGAGAAUUUUGAGAACUUACCUGCAUCCAGGCCAAUUCCCGACCAGACAUGGGUACAGUGUGAUGAAUGUCUUAAAUGGAGGAAACUUCCUGGGAAGGUGGAUCCAUCCACAUUACCUGCCAGAUGGUUUUGUUACUAUAAUCCCCAUCCAAAGUACAGUAAAUACAAAUUGAUCCUAAGUGAGGAGCCUGUGGAGAAACGAAGGAGGUUCCAAAAUGAUAUGACACCAUCUCCUAUAGAUUACUCCAUGUCCAGUCCUUACAGGAGGGGAGAGGCCACUAUUGCCGACCUAGGAGGAGAGGACAGCCUUGAGAAAUCCAGUUCUGAGAGAAGCACACCACCAUACCUCUUACCAGAAUACCCAGAAGCAAACAAGAGCACAGGCCACAACAGGGAAGCUCCAGCACUUUGUCUAGGGUCCCAAGACCAAGACCAGGAGUCCCUGCUUCCUGAAGAAUUAGAAGAUCAGAUGCCAAGAUUGGUAGCAGAAGAAUCUAACCAGAGUAGCGAGAAUAGAGAAGUGAAUAAAGGGCCUUUUGUAGCGGUGGUCAGAAUUGCGAAGGGACUUGCAGAUUCAGGAGCUCCCAUCCAGCUAAUGCCUUUCAACCGGGAGGAGUUUGUAGGCAGAAGAAAGGCAGCAGCGGAACCUUGGAACCUGAACCCUUAUUCUCCUGUGGCCCCUGCCACAGCUACUGCAGGCAAAGGAAAAGGCUACCAGGAGAGUGGAAGUCGGAACAUGCCAAAGAUAAAGAACCAGAGAGAACUGGAAGAAUUGAAGAGAACCACAGAAAAACUGGAGCGUGUUUUGGCUGAAAGGAAUCUGUUCCAGCAAAAGGUAGAGGAGCUGGAACAGGAGAAGAAUCACUGGCAUUCUGAAUUUAAGAGAGCUCAACAUGAAUUGGUGACCUAUAGUACCCAGGAGACUGAAGGCUUAUACUGGAGCAAGAAGCACAUGGGUUAUCGCCAAGCUGAAUUCCAGAUUCUGAAAGCGGAGCUAGAAAGAACCAAAGAGGAGAAGCAAGAACUAAAAGAGAAACUGAAAGAGACAGAGACACACUUGGAAGUAUUGCAGAAGGCCCAGGUCUCCUACCGGAAUAUAGAGGGAGAUGACCUAGAAAGGGCUUUGGCAAAGCUUACGCGGCUACGUAUCCACGUCAGCUAUCUCCUUACUUCUGUCCUCCCUCACUUGGAGCUUCGUGAGAUCGGGUAUGACUCAGAACAAGUGGAUGGGAUCCUGUACACAGUGCUGGAGGCAAAUCGCAUACUGGAUUGAGCACCAGACUAUAUAUCCUCUCCUAGCUUUCUCUUUUCUUUACUGCCUGUGUACUAUAUGUCUCCCCCAGCUGCUGCUGCUUCUUCUUCCCUUCUCCCUUCAUAUCCCUCCCCCAGCCUCCUUCUUUCCCUUUCACCUUUAUGCCUUAUAUUGAAAGUCUUUGAAUAAGUCCUGGUUCUUAAUCAGUGUACUUUGCAUUCAGUGUGGGUGUGAAGAAAGAGGCCCAUUAAAUAGCCUUUUAAGAGUCCAGGAACAGAAAAGCAAUAGUCACCAAGUUAGGUGACUGGAAAGCACUAAUUUUCAUGAUCUAGAUAUGUGGCCUAU
Molecule: messenger RNA, 2972 nt
Organism: Microtus oregoni (creeping vole)
Lineage: Eukaryota; Metazoa; Chordata; Mammalia; Rodentia; Cricetidae
Product: MORC family CW-type zinc finger protein 4-like
Exons: 13
Coding region: 114-2648 (844 amino acids)
Cellular component (GO): nucleus; nucleoplasm
Molecular function (GO): ATP hydrolysis activity; zinc ion binding
Source: RefSeq, a predicted model, not a curated record